Molecule: messenger RNA, 1315 nt
Organism: Centropristis striata (black sea bass)
Lineage: Eukaryota; Metazoa; Chordata; Actinopteri; Perciformes; Serranidae
Gene: tmem47
Product: transmembrane protein 47
Exons: 3
Coding region: 318-863 (181 amino acids)
Biological process (GO): cell-cell adhesion
Cellular component (GO): cell-cell junction
Source: RefSeq, a predicted model, not a curated record
GAAGCCAUAGACUAUAUAAAUAAGGUGGAAGCAGAGCUCGGCACUAGGACCCAGCAGGUGCAGCCCCGUGUUAUUUCAGCGGUGUGCAGCUCGGUCCGGCAGCAGAGCGCUGGUCUACAGCAGCGGCAGCAGCGUCCUCUGGACUCGGGACGCGGAGUGAGCGGCAGCUCCCCAUCCUGCUACCCACAACACGGGCACGAGCAGGGGGGACGACCACAACUUCAACCUGACUCAUUUUAUGGCUUUGAGGAACAACUGAGACCCAAAAAAAAAACACCCAUGCUCUUCUUCUUUUUAAUGAGUAAGAUACUUUAGAUAUGGCUUCAUCCGUGAGCGGCACAGAGGAGGUCCGGGUGUCGGCGUUGACGCCCCUGAAGUUGGUGGGACUGGUGUGCGUCUCCCUCGCCCUGUGUCUGGAUGUCGGGGCCGUGUUGAGCCCGGCCUGGGUCACGGCGGAUGACCAGUACUACCUGUCCAUGUGGGUGUCCUGCUGGAAGCCCGUCAUCUCCGCGGAAUAUUCCUGCAACAGCACGCUGGUCACCGACUGGCAGAUCGCCACACUGGCCUUGCUGUUGGGGGGGGCGGCCCUCACCCUGCUCUCCUUCCUCGUGGCGCUGAUCUCCCUGUGCUCAGGCUGCAGGAGUCGCUGCUACAAACCCGUGGCUGUCAUGCUGUUUUCUGCAGUGGUGCUCCAGGUGUGCAGCUUGGUCCUCUUCCCCAUCAAGUUCAUAGAGACGGUCAGUCUGAGGGUGUACCACGAGUUUAACUGGGGCUACGGCCUGGCCUGGGGAUCCACCAUCUUCUCCUUCGGGGGAGCCAUCCUCUAUUGCCUCAACCCCAAGAACUAUGAAGACUACUACUAAAAUAUGUGAGACAAGAGGGGAAAUUGAGACUCUGUUUCACCCGGUGUCCUCUCAGUUAUAGGACCUUUCUGUCUGUUACACAGUGCACAACCACAGAUUAGAAAAACAGGAAAUACAAACGCUUAUUGUUAGUUUCAGGACUGGAAAUGAGCUCUUCCAUUUGAUACUGUGAACAUUGUCUUUGUCUCAAAGACUGUCCUUACUCAUUGGACUGAAGCCCCGUGGUCUUUCAGGAGGUUUGGCAGCAAACCGGGCUGUGAAAAAGAAAUCCAACCCAGCCAGUUUAAUUUGGGAGAGAAUGUCAGAUAGCGCUGCGUCCACUUUAAGUAGAACUCCAGUAGGUCUUAGAUUUGGGCAGAAAAUCUGGAGGGAACAGAUGGAUUCACUGACCCCAUACCAGGACGAAUAGGUGGAAUAAUUAGCCAAUCAGAGCAAAGAAUGAUGUAAACCCG